Labrus mixtus (cuckoo wrasse) is the source of this 2648-nucleotide messenger RNA. RefSeq names its product low density lipoprotein receptor-related protein 11 (gene lrp11). Lineage: Eukaryota; Metazoa; Chordata; Actinopteri; Labriformes; Labridae. Gene Ontology annotation, molecular function: serine-type endopeptidase inhibitor activity; protein binding. The transcript has 9 exons. Bases 226 to 1911 code for a protein of 561 amino acids. The record is from RefSeq and is a predicted model, not a curated record.
GCCUCCCCCUCACCAUGACAACACAGAUUUGGAGCAUCGUCAGAGGAGCGUUACAGACUCUUCGCUCCUGAAUUAGAGACGGUUUAAAUGAAACAUAUCGUGUUUAAUAUAGAUUAUCAAUGAUAUUUAUUUAAUGUAGGAGCGAUAUUACUUGAUGCGUGGAGCCCUCAUGUGUCGGAGAACAGCCGGAGGCAGAGGGAGACGCUGUUUAACUGCGUGAACAACAUGGCUCUUCCUCAGCAUCCCCGGCUGUUGCUGCUCGCUUGUGUUGUUGUUCUUCUGGGCGCAGUUCAACGCAUCCACGCCACUCGGUCUUUGCCCAUAUCGGACCUGAAAUCCAAAAUAUCCGGGGUGGAGGAGCUCCUGGAGCAGUUCCGCCAGCAGCUGCAGCAGGACCAGGCGCACAGCAGGGGGGGCGCCGAGGUGAGCGACUCCUGUGUGGGCGACUUUAACGCCGAAGGGGAUCGCAUCAUCAAGACCAGGGCCUCCAUCGAGCAGGGGGCCACCUUCCUGCUGGCCCCGGACAGGGUGUACACCUGGAAGGACUGCCUGCACGCCUGCUGCUCCCAGCCGCACUGCACCGUGGCCGUGGUCCAGGAGGACCAGAGCCAGCCCGGGGACAGUCUCAGCUGCUACCUGUUUAACUGCACCUACAGGAACAAACAUGUCUGCUCCUUCGCUCCGCAGCAAGGCUUCUCCACGUACAGCCGGACUGCCAACACGACGCUGGGACAACUCCCUGUUUCAUCCGGCGGCUCAUCCAGGAGCCCCGGGGAGGGGGGACACCCGGAUGAGGAUGGUACACAAGAAGUGGAUGAGCCUCCUCGCAGUGAUGCUGGACAGGAUGUGGUGAUCCAGCUGCCCACAGACUGGGCCGUGCUAGAUGGACGGGACAGCGUGGACGACCACAGGAUCAGCCACUAUGAAUGGACCCUCGUCAGGGGUGAAACAGCCAUCAAUAUGAAAGCGACUCAUCCGGGCCUGCUGAAGGUCAGCGGUCUGCAGGAGGGCGUCUACACCUUCCAGAUGACGAUCACUGACACAGCGGGGCAGAAGAGCUCCGACAACGUAUCUGUCACCGUGCUGGCACCGAAACACCAAGCAGAAGUCUGUACGGGUCACUGUUCAAACUAUCAGUUCAAGUGUGAUGAUGGCUGCUGUAUCGACAUCACCUUCGCCUGUGAUGGGAAGCAACACUGUCCAGACCGCUCCGAUGAAGACUUCUGCCCAAACUUCGACAGCAGCAGGAAGACAGUCACCCACACUGCUGAUCCGCCGAACCCUCGUCGACCUGUAGCGCAGACGGAGGAGUCUGAGGACCUCUCCAUGAUCCAGACUGGAUCCAGAAAGACCGUAGAGAGCAUUGUACCCCCUCAGGACAGGAGCAAGUCCACUCCUCCACAGAGUCCCAGUCAACCAGAGGCUGCAGCCAGUCAAGAUCCGUGUGCUGCAGCUCCAGUCGUUGGACCCUGCACAGGAAACUUCCCUCGCUGGUACUACGACCGAAUUGCAGGAGAAUGCAAACACUUCCUGUACGGCGGCUGCCAGGGCAACCAUAACAACUUCCUCCAGGAGUCUGACUGUGUCAGUGAAUGUAUACAGAAGAGUCCAGCUUUCAAACCAGCGACUGUGGCUCCUCCCAUCACCAAACAGACUGACAUAGCUGCCCCUAAAGUCUCACAGAAGCAACCAGAGACUGACGCCCCCAUCUCCAAACCAUUCCCAGUAAUGGGAGGGCAUCCAGGACCAGAGUCGGGUGCAAUCCUUCCUCUGGCUCUCGGCAUAAUCAUCACCGCUCUCCUCCUUCUCAUGAUUGGCUGUCGUCUCAGACUUGUUCGUCACAAGCUUAAGAAAGCCCGACCGUUGACCACAGAGGAGUCAGAUUACCUCAUCAACGGCAUGUACCUGUAGCCAAGCGGGCUGCUGGUACAUACAGCAGGCAGCAAAUACAAGAGGAACACGGAUCAUGUCACCAGAGACUGAGACAGGAGCUUUUGAAUUUGCACUCUGAAUUUCUCGCCGCCUGUUUCUCUUAUUUGUCCUCACUUUGGAAAUAUCACAACGCUCUGCUGUCAUGAACAAUUCUGAACAUCCUAACAUGGAACCCCCUUUGCUGCUGAUAGACGCUGCCUUCAAAGCCAAUGACACAUAUUCAGAUUCAAAUCAUAUUCAUACUGUUGUCUUAACAAAAUCUGAUUGUAAAUCUAUGAUGUAAAAGUCAUAAGACUUAUGGACAGCUGUCAAACUCCCUUAUUAACUUCUUGGAUGCAGUUAAGAGUCCCUUCUGUCUCCUGUACUUCAAACGGGUUACUUUGAUGUUAUUUUAUUCUAAAUCAACAUUUAUUUUUUUGACUAAGGCGGCACAAAAAUGUUGCAUUUUUGCCACUGGGUGGCACUAAUGUGACAUAUUUGUACUGUACAGUUCACCCAAGAUAAAUAUAUUAUUAAACACAAUCUGAGUACUUCCUGUAGUGCAACUUAAAGGUUUUUUUUGCAGUACUUUAAAGCCAUAACAAAUGAUAUUAAUGUCUACAUUUUGUUGCGUUUCUUUAAAAAAGCAAACUUAUGUAGAGUUGUAUUAUAUUGCACACGUGUAUUCCAUCAGAGUGCUGUCUUUUAUGUGACAUAUUAAAGUUUAUUAUAUAUCA